Molecule: messenger RNA, 2254 nt
Organism: Saccostrea echinata
Lineage: Eukaryota; Metazoa; Mollusca; Bivalvia; Ostreida; Ostreidae
Exons: 2
Coding region: 444-2126 (560 amino acids)
Biological process (GO): positive regulation of DNA-templated transcription
Cellular component (GO): nucleoplasm; chromatin
Molecular function (GO): ubiquitin-protein transferase activity; protein binding; zinc ion binding
Source: RefSeq, a predicted model, not a curated record
UUUUCUGUAUACAUGUAUAUGCACCGCUGAUCCGCUCAUUUAAUUCUUGAGUACAUUUUAUGGCAAGAGGUUGACCUUGAUUUGUGGGGGAAAAAAGUUUUGAUUUGUUUAUCAAUCCAUGUCAGAGUAAAGGAAUGCUUAAUGUACGUGUAGCAACCCAACAAGUUCACUCAACCGAGACCAAGAAAGAUAAUGAUGUCUAUACUACGAUCUAAACAGGCAAUGGAGAGGUCAAAAGUAACGACACGCAGAUUAUGUGCGAAUCUGCCUGCUGCACUUUGUAUGUGACUAGGGAAUGAAAAUUCAAAGCUGAUGUUUAUCUGGGAUUACGAAGAAAAUUUACAGAAAUUGCGUUAUGGUCGUGUAGCCUAAAAAUAGUGUACGUAACUCCUUGCAAACUGUAAAGCCUUAUCCUUUUCCGGUUUGGGUUGAAUCUUAUCAACAUGGCUCAGGCGGUUAUAACGUGUGAAUUAUGUGAGGACGAACCUGUUUUAAUGCAUUGUAAUUCCUGCCAUAUCAAACUUUGCAGUGAAUGUGUCGGCAAGCACGUAUCCUCUCUAAUCUCAAAGAAACAUGACGUAGUGGGCUUCAAAUACAGGCAAAGUGACGUCACACUCCCAGAAUGCAAUCGUCACCAGCAUCAAAAAUGUGAUAUUUACUGCAAGAACUGUAAUACUCCUAUUUGUAGCAGAUGUGUCGUAUCUCCAGAACACAAACAACAUGAAAUUUUCGAUAUUAUGGACGAAUAUUUGACAAGAAGAGAGCUUCUUUCACAAGAAACGACUGUGCUGGAAAGGUUUGUUAUUCCAGAGUUCAAUAAGAUGGAAAAUUUGUUAAAUUCCAAAAUGGCAAAAUUGUCACAAGAUUACGAAAGUGCCACUUCCUCAUUGAUAAGCGAAGUUGAAAAGAUUCACCUUGAAAUAAAUAGGAAAUUUGAAGAAAAGAAAACGAUACUUAGGAAUUCAAAAGACAGUGAUCUUGGAGAGCUGCGAUCACAGAUGGAAAGAUUUUCAAAAAGGCACCAAGAGGCUCAACAAACCGCUUCCGAUUACAGGACAGUUUUGUCUGGUAAAAACGUUGCAGAUGUUUUUUCUUGUACAGUUACUGAAAACCAAUUUCGAGAAAUCCCUUCCAUGGUUGAAAUAUUCCCUCCUAAAUAUUCACCGAGUCAAGAUCCAAACAGUAUCGAGGCUCUCCUUGGUAAAUUUGAUUUCGGAAAUCGAAUGUCGACUCUUCAUGGUUAUACGAUCUCCACCAUACAAAACAAUGACGGCAUGGUCGGGAAAAGGUUUUUAAGCCAACUGGAAUUGUUGAGUUCAUUUGACUCUGGAUACGAGGAAAUUCAGACAAUCGCCUGUGCUGGUAAUGAUGAAAUUUGGGUGGUAGGAAAGGUUCAUGGAACAAUGACGAAAUUCAACAUUAAAGGUACGAAAUUGGAAACUUUACAAGUAAUUGAAGGGUACUCACCUAACGAUGUCAGUGUGGAUGGUCAAGGCAACAUACUCUUUUGUGACAUGGGAGAAAAUAGUGUGGUAAUGUGGAACAAGGGAAAGAGAGAUGUGGUGACUGUUUGGAAAAACUGGAAACCCACCUCACUAUUUGUCAACAAGCUUGGGCACAUUCUAGUUAGUAUGGUUACGGCAGAUAAAAAGAAUGCACGGGUUGUCCGUCUUGUGAGAACGAGGCCGAAACAGAAGAUACAGUUUGAUGACAGAGGAGAGCAGUUGUUUUUCAGACCCCAGGCCAUAGUAGAGAACAGAAACGAAGAUAUCUGUGUAGUCAAUAGUGGUUCCAAAGGUUUGGUGGUUGUGAAUAAGUCUGGGAUUCUUAGGUUUAUCUAUAACGGGAAUCAGAUCUCCCAAACGUUUUUCUUUAGGCCAACAUCCGUAGUCACUGACAGUUUUGGACAGAUUCUAGUUACAGACGCCAUGAACAAUUGUGUUCAUAUUUUGGACGAAGAUGGGGCGCUUCUCCUUUGUGUUGGACGGUCCAUGAUGAAUAUACCAUCUGAUCUUGACAUUGAUGAAAACGAAAAUCUUUGGAUUGGGGAAUAUCAUUCUGGAAACGUGAAAGUUUUCAGAUACUUGGCAGCCUGUCGGAAUGCUGAAAGUAUUCCUCCGACAUAAUGCAUGUAAUAAUAAGCAGAGAAGGAAGGUUUAUCACAAAAAUACAUUCGGUCUGAUUCUAAGAACAAAAUGGUCCUAGGCUGGAAUAUGUCAAGUUGGAAAAGAAAUUACAUGUAUUUCAUUUCUUA